AUGUCUCCAUUCAAGCACAAGGCCAAAAUUACUUUCAUCGCCCUUUCCCUUACCGCCGCGGGCUUCAGCACUUACACUCCUCCUUCUGAUGUCCCUCCCGAUGCCGAGAGCCCUCCGUCUCCCUCCAACCUUGCUGUUGAGACAGGACCUACUACUUUUCGGACAAUCAAGCUUGCGAUCAAGGACAUGUCCUCAGACAUGAUUAAAAAGAGUGAUACUGAGGUCACGAAGAACAAGGUCGAGCUUGAAGGAGAUAUCUUUGCUACAGACUAUACAACUCAACACUCCGGCCUUUCUGAGCUCCUGGGAAGCCUCAUAACCGGCAACUCAAAGACAACCAGUGCAGCUCAACCUUACCUUGCUCCGACGGCAGUGUCACUUUCCGAUCUGCUAUCACCAUUUUCCGACGAUGCUGUACCAUUGACUUCUUUCCUUCCACCCUCAGACACUUUCGAUCCCUUCAGCAGCCGCACUGCCUCUCCUUCACCCCUAAUCACCCUUCCUGCCCUCCUCCCACGGCAAGGCAACAUGGACCCGCCACCCAAGCCGGGCCAAGCAAAGACCACGAUCACGCGAACUCUUGCUCCUGCAGUGAACAACUUUGCUAUCAACUGCUACGCCUCGCCAGGUAUAACUCAAUCCUGUCAAGAAGACAAUGGGUAUUACUGCGAUAAAUGGGGCUCUCUGAAGUGGUCGAAGUAUGACCAGAUCUGUCACCAGUUCUGUAGCUGUGUGAACAUGAAUCCUAAACCAUUUCCACAAUGUUUCUUGAACUUCAAUGGAGCAUUGGAUUGCAACGUUGUGAAGGGCGCUGGUAGUGGCAAAGUCAAGGUGAAAGGAGAGCAGGUGGUUGAAGUGGUGGAGGCGAGUCCUGCGCCCGUGACAGUCACAGAUACGAGUCUGGAUAUGGUGAACCUGAGUCGACGUUCAUUUGUUGUCUCAGCUUCGACGACAGACACUACCUCGAUGACAGAGCCUGUUUUUACCUUGCCUACAGUGCCAACAACGGCCAUUACCAGCUGCAAUUCAACGUCGACCACAGAUCGCACUUCCAUAUCCCUCACUCCACUGACAUUCAGUGUACCAGAAGAUGAUCCCAUGAUCACCCUUCCCACAGAAGGGCCAAUCAAAUCAACCUCGAUCCGCCUUACAUCUCUAACGUUUACUGCCCCGGAAGACGAUCCAAUAAUCACCCUACCAACGCAAGCAGACACCAAGAUAGUCUCUUCCUCCCUCGUCUCGUUAAGCUUUACUCCGCUAUUAGAUGACCCUAUCAUAAGUCUUCCCAUCCAGACCAUAAUCAAAUUAACUUCUAGUUCGAGCACACUACCCAUCGUUCCUCGUCACCAAGUCACCAAUCCCAGGCCGCCUCCUCCUGUUCCUCCAAUGCGUCCCACCACAACCCUCAUCACCACCAAACUCAUCGCUCCCAAUUCUCCCGCCAUUAACGACUACGCUUUGAACUGCUACGGCUCUCGACGCCUCGCAGAUCUUUGCCAGAACAAUUCAGGCUAUUAUUGUGAUAAGUGGGGAAACGUGAAACGCAGACAGGCGAUUGCAGAGUGUGAUGAGAUUUGUUAUUGCGCCAGCAUGAACCCCAAACCUCGACCGAAAACACCAUUGGGGGGCAAAGUCUAUGGAGAUUUGAGUUGCACCAAUGCUAAGCAUGACGAGGUGAAGAAGGUCAAGGCUGGUGUAUCAGAGUCACUUCUGAAAGCAGAGGCAGGCGAGCGUGACACAACGACUGCUGCAGAUGUAGAUGCUGCCAUGCCCGAAACAGGCCAAGUUUCUGAUAGCGAAACCGCUGGUGCUGUCUAA
Molecule: messenger RNA, 1818 nt
Organism: Lithohypha guttulata
Lineage: Eukaryota; Fungi; Ascomycota; Eurotiomycetes; Chaetothyriales; Trichomeriaceae
Exons: 3
Coding region: 1-1818 (605 amino acids)
Source: RefSeq, a predicted model, not a curated record